Molecule: messenger RNA, 2448 nt
Organism: Cantharellus anzutake
Lineage: Eukaryota; Fungi; Basidiomycota; Agaricomycetes; Cantharellales; Hydnaceae
Exons: 5
Coding region: 1-2448 (815 amino acids)
Biological process (GO): intra-Golgi vesicle-mediated transport
Cellular component (GO): trans-Golgi network; TRAPPII protein complex
Source: RefSeq, a predicted model, not a curated record
AUGCCCUCUCUCCAUGGGGCGUUCCAGGAUUCCCGGAUUGAGAUUCUAGUGCCAUCGGAGCGAUUGCGACCUAUCUCCAUUGAUACUUCGUCAAGCACUUGGUGGGCUGAUCUUCAUCGGGUACCACAACGUACAUUUGCGUUCUUCGAUGAAAAACUGUAUAUUCUACUCGUCCUGAAGCUUUCAGAAAACGCGGACGUGUUGUAUCCAUUGCUUCGACGACUGCAGGUUGCCCUUGAGGCAUCCUAUAUAUCACCUUUCAUCCCUUCUACGCAGACUGGGCGUAAGCCGCCACCACCAAACAUUUUAACUUUUGGUACCGAGUCUCGAAGUAACACUGCAUUUUUCCCACCAGCGACUCCCAAUCCGAUUCCUGCGACUUCCACACCCGACCACCCUUACGCGAACGCUGACCCAGGUAUCAAUCUAUACACGUCUGUGUGGGGAGAAAAGAUGAGAGGCGGCGCCAGGGAUGAGUGUCCCGAGGAUGAUUUUGCAAUUGCGUGGUCCAAGCAAGAGAACACAUGGGUUGCGAUAUAUGAGAUGAACGUUCCCGUGGCGUUCUUGCAAUCGCGCGUAUCUAGGCCGCUUCUGUGCCUCACAACUUUGGUCACAUUAAGGGACAAAGCUCUUUCAGAUACACCUCAGCGCCGUCAACUCACGGAAAAAAUUGCACAAGCCGGUAUCAACGUAUCUAUGCCAGAGCUGGAGCGAUCCGAUGAAAUUGACGAAGGCGACACAAUCGUACAAAGCAUGUCUGAGGUGAAUUUACUCGGAUCUUUGAAUCAGGGUGUUACCUUUCACUCCGAGACUGAUCCCCUCUUUCUGACUUCUGCCCGCCUUGGGCCUUCCGUCUGUCAACAAGCUUUCGGAAUAUUUCCGUUUGCGUCUCGGGACCCAAGUGAUGCUGAAGCAACGUCAUCACAUAAGACGACACUGCGUAAAUCAUUCCGCAAGACGCUCCCCGCGUUAGAGGGGAUUAAAGUUCGCAUGCGGAAUUGCUUCGUCCCGUAUUCUCCAAUCCAUGGGAAAGGGAAACUGGGGGAGGAUGAUGAUGAACAAGACAUUGGGACUCACGAGAGGACCGUCAUCCUCAGCGUAGAGAUCGAAAACUCGGAAGAUUCUGGUAUGUGCUUCCAAGUGGAGAAUGUCCAUGUUGAGGUGAGCGGGGAACGCUCCAUUACUCGCUUCAUUGGUUGGGGUGGAAAAACGGUGGAAGAGCUUCUUCCUCUUGAUUUAGCGUCGAAUGACCAGAUCAAUCUUAUAUAUGCUGUCGCUUUGGCAUCCCCUUCAAGCGUUUCUGGGCCGCGUCCAUCGGGACGUAUCAACGUUAGUUCAGGUAUGUAUGAGGAUGGUCUGGAUGACACCAAUGGACGGCAAUAUGUCUCCAUAUCUGUAAUUGGUCAUCCUUUUGGUCACGAUGCCGGUGGGGCGCAUUCAUUGCGUCUUCCGACUUUUGCUUCGAAGUGGAACUGUAUCCUGGAUCUCAAAGCUUCUCAACUAGCGGAUCCCCUCACCUGGUAUAAUAAGCCUGCUUCUCCCUUAACGGCGGAGGACGCCCUUUCAACACCCCCCUCCCCAUAUACUGGUUCAUUCCCGCGUAAUGUGGGCGCGUUCUUUCCAAGCAGCCGUCAGGGGAAAGGCUCUUUAACUGGACAUCGUCCGCAAGGUUUACAACCCUUCCCCGCUGGGAGCUCGCUGCCAAAUGCGCCUAAGUUUGUCCCUACUCCUCCUUCAGCCGUGGUGGCCUCUUUCAAUCUGAACAGAGCUGCAACAGAGGCUGCUGAGGAUCAUUCCCUCACCCCAAGAUUGAGCGGGUUCUACUCCAAAGCAAUCAAUGCUUUGCACUCCCCGCUUCGUACUCCAGCUUUUCCAUCGUUGCAAAGCCCACCUCCACCUUCACCCCUCUCGCAGUUUCCUGCAGGGACAUCAUCUCAUGAUGGUGUCUCCGUCCUCGAAAGUCGCCGUGACACAACCAACUUGGCCAAUCUCCCCGCUGCAGACAGUGAUCAUACGUUGGCCAUUGGCCGCGACUUGACACACAAUGUGCUGGUUUCAGUAACCUUACUACCUCCAGAAAAACCAUCCAACCCCAAAUCACCCAAAUUAAUCUAUCCUCAUGAUGUGUUCUCAUUAGAAAUUCUCGUUCUGAAUCUCUCCGACGAGGUGCGGCGCUGCGAAGUUGGUUAUUCAGAUAGCCGUCGAUUAGCCAAUAGGGGCGUGUCGAAGUUAUCCGCUGCGUCGCCCCUUAGCUUGAUGCCAUUGGAUAAUAAAAUCAGAGUCGGGCCCCUGCUCCCAGGUGGAUGUCAGUCUGUGCGGAUGCACAUCUUGGCGCUUGAACCCGGCAUCCAUUUAAUUGAUUCUCUCACACUGACCGAUGUUUUUCACCGUUAUACAGUCAAACUACGGUCCGUCGUACCUUCGCCUGAUGGCUGGGCUUUAUUCUGA